Molecule: messenger RNA, 1118 nt
Organism: Telopea speciosissima
Lineage: Eukaryota; Viridiplantae; Streptophyta; Magnoliopsida; Proteales; Proteaceae
Product: glutamyl-tRNA reductase-binding protein, chloroplastic-like
Exons: 6
Coding region: 56-1051 (331 amino acids)
Cellular component (GO): chloroplast
Source: RefSeq, a predicted model, not a curated record
UCGCUCCAUCAUCACUGAUAAGGAGAAAAACUCAUUUGAGAAUUUAACUCACCAAAUGGUGCCUCACGCCCAAUGUCUGACUCCUCGGUCUUGUUUCCCCGCUCCUUGCUUCUGCAGAACAAUUUCUCUCUCAGCUGCUUUCCCUGCAACCCAACAAAUAAAAAGAACCCACUUGAGUCUUACGAAGAAAAACCCAGAUGUUAGCUUCUCAUUUCAGCCAGUGAGAUGCUCAGUUUCUGUAUUGUCAGAGCCAACCCUAAAGGAAUUGCUGAAGAAACCCUCUCCAGCUGAAAUUUCCAGGACAAUUAUGGAGUUAUCAUCCGUAGGUAGCCUUUGUACGCCUACCCAACAAGGUUUGCCACUGUGUAUUGGUGUUCGCUUUGCUGUUGACCCUGAAGGGAUGCCCAUCCUGUGCUUGAAUGCUGAAGAUAGUCAAUUCACUGUUGGCAGCGGCUAUUGUCUCAAUGUCCUGUUAGAGCAGUGUGGAGCUCGAAUUUCGCAAUGUUCGCUCCAGGGAAGCCUCACCAAACCCGAAGACAAAUUGGUUUUGAAGAAACUCCAGUCAACAUGGAAAAAGAGGUUUGAGGAGGAAGUGGAUGAUGAUCUUAUGUAUGUGGUUGCUGUAGAACGGGUGCUGCAGAUGCAAAAUUUCAUGGAGGCUGGGGAAUGGGUGACCUUGAUGGAGUACAAAAAUGCAAUCCCUGAUCCACUUAGAAACUUUGCAGAAAAAAUUGUGAAUGAAUUCAACACCAAUUUUGUUGAAGAGAUCCUUCGCUUUUGCAAUAUUUAUGUGGAUUUGGAAUUCCAGGUGAUGGAGGCAAAAUUGAUAUGGGUUGACCGGCUAGGUUUUGAUGUGCAUUUGUUGUCACCUGAAGGAGACACUUUUGAGGUCCGGGUUCCUUUCCCUAGAGAAGUUACAGAUGAGAAGAGCACAAAGUCAUCAUUUAAUUGUAUGUCCCAAUUUGCAUGGGAAGUAGAGAAAAACUACUCCACGCCAAUGUUUGAGAAAGUGAAGCAUUUGAAACAGAUUAGCUGUAGUAGACACAAGUGAUCAUAGUGAUUUUCUCAGUGGCUUUACAGUCUUUGUAGAGUUUUUGCUGGAACCAUCAAUGUGCAGU